AUGGCCGACGCCUACGGGCGCGAAGAACAAAACAACGCCCUCCUCGCCUCCCUGUCCCAAAAAACUUCGGCGCUCAAACACAUCACGCUCGACAUCUACGACAAUGCGCGCUCGCAGUCCACGCUGGACAACACCAACGAGGUCUUCAGCAGCAUGUCGACAAACAUCCGCGGCAGCGCCGGGCGGUUGACGCGGAUGGCGAGACAGGGUGACAAAGUCGCGGUGCUGAAGGUCGCGGGCAUCGUGGUCGUGGGCGGGCUGCUGGUGUGGUGGGUUGGAGGGUGGAUCUUGGGACUCUUCCUGGGGAGGUAG
Fonsecaea multimorphosa CBS 102226 is the source of this 312-nucleotide messenger RNA. RefSeq lists its product as uncharacterized. The record is from RefSeq and is a predicted model, not a curated record. Gene Ontology annotation, biological process: intra-Golgi vesicle-mediated transport. The transcript has 2 exons. The coding region runs from base 1 to 312 and encodes 103 amino acids. NCBI's taxonomy places the organism in Eukaryota, Fungi, Ascomycota, Eurotiomycetes, Chaetothyriales, Herpotrichiellaceae.